GAGUUUCCGGCACAAGCCAGCCCUGUCCGAGCACGCAGACAGGCCCUCGAUUUCUGCCGCACGGCUCUGCUCGAGAUGGAGAAGCGGGGCGAGGUGGACAAACUGGAGGACGAGGCCCACAAAUCAGAGCUCGCCAAGAUCCUGGAGGAGAUUAAGGCGCGCCCAAGUGGCAAGACUCUCCUUCGAGGUCUGGAUUUCAACUGCCUGCACUUGCUCGUCCAGUAUGCCAACGGCAAGAGCUCCUUUCACUGGCCGGUGAAAGUUCGACAAGCCCUGGGGAACCGCCAUGCUCAAAGCUACACCGCCGAAGUCGAGCAGAAGUUUGAGCUUCAUCGUCCAAUCCAUCCUUUCCAACUUGCCUGGCGCGUUUGCCUCGACCGACGUGCUGGCAUGAGCACUUUCGGCACAGGCAACUUCCGAAAUCCGGCGGGCCUGGUCGUCUCCUGCCCAUCAAGGAAAUCCUAUGUCCGCUUGCAGAAGCACCAGGCCAAACAAGCCAUCGAAAUCGCAGCAGCGCAGCGAAAGCUCCAGCAGGAGCAGCAGCAGCGAUUGGAGGACCUCCUUGCCACAGCGAGUGGUGAGGACGAGAUCGCGGCCAUCACCAAGAAGGUGGCGGCCGAAACGAAAGCUGCCCUGGCGGCCCAAGAAGGGCAGCUUUGCAGUUACACUCGAUUUACACGGCGCCUUGAGCGCCUUGCCGUCUUCGCGGGCGCACAGGGUCGAGAGGACAACAGUAGCCAGGUCCAACUGGAGGGUCUUACCGUGCUCCCAAACGUGGACGGGUCCAAUGCACUGCCUGUGUUGCUGCUGUUGGCCUUUUUCCGCCCUCGGACAUGCGGUGGCAUCUUCUCUGGAGGCUGCUCCGCACUUUGCGACCUCGACUCGCUGCAGGUCCGGGCCAUCUCUCUCUUCGGGCGCUCUGAGGAGUCACGAUGGGUGUUGCCGAUCACGGGCCGGCAGAAGCUGACCCUCAGCGAUCUGCAGCACGUCAACACCCUCCGGCAAGCCGUGUCUACUGCGUUCGAGGUGGAUGACGAUGCGGCAGGCAAAGAGCAGGGAAAGGACAGAAAAGACUCCGCAAAGCCCGGGGCCAGACCACGUGGCCGACGCAUCUACAUCAAGGAGGACGCUGAGACCACUCGGGCUCUAGGCCUAUUGCUCGGCUCUGUUGGAGGAGGUAGAUGCCCCUUCGAUGUGAAGGAGAGUCCUGCUUCCUCUUCUGAUGCCAAGGGCAAAGCUGGUGGCUCCCAAGGGGGCUCCGCUGCGACCAAAGCGGUCGAGGAAGCGAAGGCGGACGCCUCCAAAGCUUCCAAGGAUGUGUCGGCCGAUGGCAAGAAGGGCCGACUUCUCGGCGACGUGUGGAUUGACAUCGCUGAGGAGGGUGCGGCCGAGGAAGCCCUGGGAGAGCGCGAUUUCCUCCGCGAUCCCGCACCGGGUGGAGCAGCUUCUGGUGUCUUCCUUUCCUUCGAAGACCUGGGCAAAGAGACCGCCGAUCCUGCUGCGGAUGCUGCAAUGCCUAGUCCGGAGGCGCCACCCACGCCUGGAAAGGCCGAAGCGGGUGAUGCACCAAGGUUUGCGUUCCUGCCGGAGCUGUCCCUGAGUCAGGCGCUGAAGGAACGGGCCGACUCCUUUCUGGCUAUGCAGACUGAGCUCGGAAGAGGCAUGAGGAGGAACGGGCGCAGGAUGUGUUCCAAGAAGCAGAAGAAGAUGUGGUGGCUUAGUGCUGUCUCCCUGGCGCCUCAGUGCGAACACCUGGACAGCUACCUGGACCAGUAUGAGAUUGCUCUCACCUCCUGGAGGGAUUCCGGAAACACCCUUUUCCAGCCGCUUCUUGCAUGUCAUCUGCCUCGGGGCACCACGCCGGCCGUCUUGAGCACACAGACGCUGAGUCGUUUAGAUCGCCUCAGAAAGCUUGGGGCCAACAUCACCUUCCAUAGCCUGUCCUUCAUCGAUCGAGCUUCGGAUGCAAGAAUGCAUGCCGUCCCAAAGAUGAAGAAGCAGACGGUUGACGUGGAGUGCAUAGCCGGCACGUACAUGCGGCUUGACAUUCCACAGAUCAUGGACAACGCCAUGGCCUUUCAAGGCGAUGCUGGCAUGCAGUACGAUGCACGCCACGUCCUCUACACUGACAUGGACAUCAUGUGGUGGCGCAAGGUGAGCCCUGCGGAGCUGCUGGACUCCGUCCGGUCCAGGGUCUUUGCCGCCGCCUACUCCUCGCAGCUGAAGAAGUUCGAGGGGGCCAGGAAUGCCGGAGUUAUACUUUUUGACCUGCCAAUCUUCCGCAUGGUCCAGCCGAGAUUGCUGGCCUGGGCGUUUGCAAAGGAUCCGGCGACUGGGGCCAUCCAGAUGAGCGAAAAGCUGAUAUCGAGCCAAGACCAAGGCCUUCUGAACAACUUCUUCGAUCAGAACCCGGGCCGGGCCUUCUUGAAGGACAAGUGGAACUACAAGAUGUUCUGGUCAGGUUCCAACGAGACGGCCAUUGUACACUACUGGGCUGUGAAGCCUUCAGACGGUCUGCGCUGCUUCUUGCGGGAGCGCUCGCAGGAGAACUGUGGGGAGAUCGAUGCGGGCCUCAUCCCCAAGACUAAUCAAGAUUUCCAGAGUGAAGCUUUGGCCAUCGCCCUCGGCGUGGAUGAGAACAUGACCUUCCUCCAGGUUCAGCCGGAGUUCAAGGUGGGCUCAAAGGGCAAGAAGGAAGUGGUCGACAAUGUGCUGGACAAGAAGUUCCGUGGCUCGAAGAUGGACAAUUUCUUCAAGGUGUCGCAGCGGGGCUCCAAUCUCACAACGGAGAUCCGUGCCGGAAUCACGACCUUCCUCACGGCAGCCUACAUCAUGGCCGUCAACCCGAACAUUAUCAGCACUACGGGUCUCAAUUUCGAUGGCCUGGUUUUCGCGACAGCGAUGUCGAGUUGCAUAGCUACUCUGAUCAUGGCACUCUGGGCGAAUUUGCCCUUUGGCCUGUGGCCAGGCAUGGGCAUGAAUGCUUACUUCGCCUACACCAUCGUGGGCUUCAAGGGUACGCAGAAUGCCGUGAAAAAGGUGAUGAUGGCUGUCACCGUGGAGGGCGUGAUCUUCAUCAUCAUGUCCGCCCUCGACCUAAGGCGCUAUGUCUUCAAGGUCUUCCCCACGUGGAUGAUGAAAGCCACCAUGGCGGGGAUCGGCUUGUUCUUGGCCCACAUUGGACUGCAAGCUGGCAAUGGCAUUGACAUCGUCAGGGACCAUCCGGCGGUGCUUGUAGACCUUGUGACCCUCACAGGCGAGCACUUUGCGCGCACCUGGAUCGGAAUCGCUUUCUUUUGCGUCAUGAGCCUCUUGAUCCUCCUGCGUGUGAAGGGGGCCGUGAUGAUUAGCAUCCUGCUUAGCGCCAUUCUCUGCUGGAUCCUCUCGGCUACCACAGAGCAGUUCGACUACAAGCCCAUGUGCUGCCUCGGCAGUGUCACUUAUCCCGAUCCGGCCACCGGAGGUGUAGAGUGGUAUCCGAAGCCGGGAGGCGGCUUCUACCCCAAGCCUACGUGCAUGGACCCAUACACUGUUCCUGGUAAGGGCAAGAUGGAAAGCACAGAUUCCGGGCCCUCUUUCAGCUUCGAGUCCCCUGCAUCAGUGUCCUAUGCCAACGGAGUCUAUACGAUCACCAACGGCGGCUCCUCCACCAACCACACAGGCAGCAUCUACUUCGAGGGCAUCGCAGCAGGCCGCGACUCCUCCUUCAAUGGUGGCUGCACCGACACCUGCCAUGCCAUGAUGGGGGGCUUCAACCCUGCCUGCUUCGGCACCGUGCUGGUGGCUGUAAGAAGCGUCUUUCCUAUAGAUUUCAAGGACCCAUGGGCCCCGGCCAGGACUGGCAUGGACUUCCAAAGCCGAGAUGCAAAUGGCGCCAACUGUGUCAACGGCGACGUCUCUGGUGGCACCAUUCUUGCCUGGGACACCUCUGGUUUCGGCGACUGGCAAGGCUUCUGGAAUCCGUUGCUCACGCUCCUAUACAUCGACUUCAUCGGCACCAUGGGCUUCCUGUACGCAGCAGCAGACCUCAGUGGGCUCGUGGAUCCGGAGAAGCCGGAGACCUUCCCCGGUUGCUACGCGGCCUUCAUGGCGGAUGCCGUCGGAACCUUUGUGGGUGGAUUCCUGGGCACCAGCUCGGUUACCACAUAUGGCGAAUCCAUGGCUGGCGUCUAUGAGGGUGGCCGCACCGGUCUUACCGCGCUCGUGAUCGCUUUCCUGAACUUCAUUUGCAUCUUCAUGACACCAUUGCUCUCCUCCAUUCCUACGCUUUCCACUGGGCCUGCAUUGGUCAUGGUGGGGGUCUUCAUGAUCGAAGGCGUGAAGGAUAUUGAGUGGACUGACUACAUGCAAGCCAUUCCCUCCACGAUCUGUAUCCUUCUGCAGAUCACGACCUACAAGAUCGAGGUUGGUGUCUUGGGUGCAUUAUUGGUGUGGACCUUCCUCAUGAUCUUCUCCGGCCGCAUCUUCCUCUACAUGCCUGCGGUCUGGGAGAAGCUCCCACCUGCCAUGCAGCGAUUCGUCUCCACCCAACUGGGGGACAAGGAGUUCCAACAGCGACUGAAGGAGGUCGGUGCACUCCCAGAGGAGCCAAAGAAAGAGCUGGGCGUCCUUCCCACGGCGAUGGAAGAGGGGAAGCCGGAGGUUCGCCAAGCCUGGUGA
Symbiodinium sp. CCMP2456 is the source of this 4659-nucleotide messenger RNA. The record is from the annotation of a GenBank genome assembly. Lineage: Eukaryota; Dinophyceae; Suessiales; Symbiodiniaceae.